This is a messenger RNA of Schistosoma rodhaini, 3152 nucleotides long. NCBI's taxonomy places the organism in Eukaryota, Metazoa, Platyhelminthes, Trematoda, Strigeidida, Schistosomatidae. The record is from the annotation of a GenBank genome assembly.
AGAGGUCGUUACUUUUUGGCCGUGGUCUGCAUUGUUUCUUUUUUCUAGGAUUCUCACUGAACUGGAUGGAUUAUCUUUCCUUGGAAUUACGGAAGACAACUCAAUUCUGAUCUGUUCACGUUUAAGCUGCAAAUUUUAUGCUAUACGAUAAGAUCUUAAUUUUAACUUAUUGAUAGUAUAUAUGAUCAUAUUCAUACAAUAACUCAUAAUCAAAUAAUUGUAUAUUCAUUUUGGCUAUACGAUAUAACCUUCCUCUGUCAUUCCAAAAACCGUAUAUAAUCAUAUUCGGCGAGGAAUAUAAUUUCAUAUUUGUAUUCUAUUCAUUAUAUCGUGUUUGUAUGCUACAACACACGUACUUUAUGUAUUUACAGGAUCUAUUCAGAUCUCUACCCAAUAUCUAGAAAUAUAUAUAAUUGUGUAUGACAAAGCACUGUACUCAUUAUUCCACAUACUUUCAUUAAAAUCGUAUUUGGAUAAUAUAACUCACUUAAAUUCUGGGAUCACCUGUCCAAUUCGGUGAGUCUGUCAUACGUUUAUUUAUUUAUUUUUUUUUAUGACAGUAUAUUUUGUCACCACUAAUACCUUCCUGCUAUUCUUAUCCAUUGUUUUUCUACACUUUCACCGAUCCUCUCGAUACAUCCACCCUUGUGUUAAGCAUAGGUUUUGAUUAGACUUCAGUCCUCGACAUUGAUUUUUUCUUUCUUUCAUCUCUAUUUCCAAUAUUUUGUUCAAUCCGCCUGCUAUACGUCACUUUUUUAUCAUGCAACAAAAGAAAAUAAAGGCCCCUGCUUGUAGGCGUCCAGCCAAACGUAGGAAAACUACGCAAUCUAAAAUUGCUACUGACAGUUUCAAUGAGACAAGCUACUCUGUUCAUCCGGAAGCAGACAAGCUUUUACCAGUUGUUUCCAUUCCAGACGUGUUGAAGACUCUGUUGGUAAAUAAUGAUGAUAAUCGCAACUGCAACCAUACGAAUGAUAUAAAAAGGCUGCAAGUUGACAUGAACAUUCUCAAUCCGCUCAAGUAUCUCAUCAACCCUAAUCUCACAGAGACUCCAGAUCAAAUGAAUGACAUCAAUAACUUCUUAGAUCGUGUUGCAUCAGAGGUAUUUGAAAGAGUUAGACGAUCUAGCAAUGCAAUUGUGUUUAAUAUACCGGACUCAUAUGCCCUUAAAAAUAUCAAAACUAGUCUGCUCAGAGCCAGCAAUAUGACACACGUACCAUGUGUAUGCUCAAGAUUAAAAAGAAGUCACCCUGAUAUGCACCCACCGAUCUUGUUCAAAUUCAACUCAUCUGUAGACGCUAGUGAGUUUUUAAAUUCCUCUAAUUCAUUGAAACAGAAUUUCAAAGAUAUUAAGAUUCUACCAGAUAGAACACCAUGCCAACGAAAAGCAGGCCGAGACAACCACAGACUACCAGCAUCAAACACCCAAGCGUAUCAUAAUCCUAAAGGUCAUAAAAUUAAGUCCGAUCUUAAGCGGACAUCUAACUUUACGAAUAUGCAACCACCGGAAAACUCUCCUGAAUCUCCUAAUGUUCAAAGCCCAAAAGAAAGUAGUCCCAAUGCAGGUGAUGCCCAUCCUUUUAAGAAUGUUGACUUAGAUUCUACCCUAAGUAGUUGUACUGAUUUCGAAUGGGAUAACACAGUCCAAGUCGCUGUUAGUGCAAAAACCAGUUUUAGUGACUGUGCAACGGAUAACUGGAAAACUGGUCAUAAAAUUUAUCUGCCUGACCACACUCUUAACGUCGAUAUACUCGAGCCUAGCAAACCAUCUCAAGCAUCUUUAACAACACACGACCCCCCUCAAAUUACGAAGGAGCCAAAAUCAACCACAAACCUUGGAAAUAAGAGUUUAGAACAUGUUCCCUAUACGUCAGGUAUAAAUAGCAAUGUAAAUUGUAAACGGCCACUUGGUCGCACACAUAGACCUGAUAGUCUUCUUGGUCCGGCUCCCAAUGUUAAUACUAUUCCUUUACCAAAUGUUAUAUCCAAUAACAGUGAGAAGACUUUUUUUGUACUUCCGCCGGCUUUUCUGCCGGCAACAAUACACAUACUUCAAAUGAUGACAAAGUUGUUGAAUCUAUUUCCGAUCGCAACACAACUCUCACCUUAGCCAAUCCUACCAGUAUUCAUGUAAAUACCGAUUGUGAUUUAUACUCCAACCUGAUUCACCAUGGUAAAUCUCAAUUUCUUACUCUUUCGUUCAAUUCCCGCUCUCUGCCCAAUAAAAUUACUCACCUCAAAACCCUUUUAUUACUUGUAAAUCCAACUAUCGUUCUUAUUACGGAAACGUGGUGCAAUUCAUCUGUAUCCGAUCACUCUCUGCAUAUAGAUAACUAUGUUUUCUUUAGAACCGACAGAUGUAAUGGAUUAGGGGGCGGUACACUUAUCUAUGUCCGUUCGGAUAUUCAGGCCUGCAAAUUUGAGGAUAAAUCCCUUAAUGCUAUAGAUGACUCCACCUGGGUGACUGUAAACUGUGGAUCUCGGAAUUAUCUACUGGUGGGAUGCAUAUACAGACCACCACAUGCAGAUUCUAUGUUUGACAGAUUACUAACAAACAUCUUUUCCAUUGCUUCACACCAACCGCAUACUUUUAAAAUCAUCGGAGGUGAUUUUAAUCUGCCAAACAUCACAUGGGAUUCGACUCCGGUUUCAGGCCGACAUGACAAAUUAGUUGAAACGCUAGAACUUUAUGGAUGGGUCCAACAGGUUCGACAACCGACUAGAAGGAAUAAUAUACUUGAUUUACUAUUUACAAUCAACAUAGAUUCUAUCUCAGUGCAUAUCGGUCAGGAAUUUUUUAAGAGUGAUCACAGAGUAAUAUUGUGUAUCAUUCAUUCUUUCGAUGCCAUACAAUUGAACUCUAAAGCCGGAAUGAUGUACAAGAGUAGACAUUUUGAUCAACAAACCUGGAAACGGACUGAAAGUCUUAUUCGUUGUUUGCCAUGGGAAACUUAUUUCACCACAAAUAAUAUUGACAUUGCGAUCUCUGAUCUAUACCACAACUUGAUACACUGCCUUGACUGCACUGCUCCAAUUAUUAGCCAUGUGGCUUAUAACGCCAAUAGGGGCCAUAAUAAUUUUAAAACUUUUAAAAGAAAACUGAGGAAAUUAAAACACCGUUACCACAAGCAUAAUAACUUGUAUACACUACA